AUGGAGAGAAUCAUCAACUUUAUAUUCUGGUGCUAUGAAGUAUUACAACCGACUCCAGGCGGAUUCGACGUCUUCUAUGCCCUCACUGCGGUACUUGGAUUCGGAUUGUUUCAUGGAGUCGACAAUCACUCGAACAAGGAUCUCACGUACUACGAACAACUCAGCGCAGCGUCCCCCUCCACACUACAUGGAUACGCAGCUGGAGUUGUUUCGACGAUUCUUCCGAUUGAGGCGUUGGUCACCGUCGUUCUCCCGAUCAACUACCUGGUGGCCUACCCGGAGCUCUUCCAUGAAGACCACCACAACACAGCUUCACGUGGAAUUUUCCUAUACUCCAUCUUCGCGGGGAAGUGCUUCGGGUGGCGGGCGACGAUGCUUCUGAUGGCUGCUGGUUUCGGGAUUUCUCCUCUGUUUUCGACACAUCACUCUUCGCUCGCGUAUGAAGAAGAGUUGAUCUACAAAAUGGGUUUCGUCAUGCUUCUCCAGAUUGUUACCUUCUCGUUGUUUGUCGUGAAAAAUGUGAAAGUUGAGCCACGCCACGUCAUCGCUUCACUGGAAAUCUUCUCGAAGAUUCUCGGCAAGAGGAUGCAAAACUGGUGGACCAUCUUCAUCUGUCGAUUAUGGAAUCUUCUUGGAUGGAGCCACGAGUUGAAGAAAUUCAAUUUGAUGAAGGAUGGUCACCGAGGGAAAGUUCUGAAGUUCUUUCACCUGUUCUCGCAGCUUGAUGAGAUGAAAAGAGCUCCGGAGAGAGCGUUGGAUGUCAUCGCCGAGGGAGCACAGUCUGGAGGCACGGUGUCCAUCGUUUCCUGCAAAUUCGAUGAUACCGAAGUGACGUCUAGUGGUGAAGAACUUAUCGCCUCUGGAAGUCCUGAAUUCAAGCUCUUCCAGUUCUUGAAGAACAAGAGGCCACGAUCGAAAAAGUUGAAGGAGAAUUUCGUGAAGCGUCACUUCAGCGAAGGACUUCAACUGUGCAAAGAGAAGGGACAGGUUGCUAUCGAAGGUGGAUACGUCAGAUGUAGAGUGUUCAAUUGGGAUAAGGAUACAGUCAAGGCGAGACUUGUAAAUAUCUCCAGGAACGUCAUCCCAAAAAACACGACACAUUUGGUGGAGCUGAUAGACAGAGGACUAAUCAAUGCAACGAUUACCGUCAGCGGAAAGUAUAAUAGGAACGAUCAUAUUCAAUCCCACUUCACAUUUAUCAUUCCGAAUCAUGCUCGGUAG
This is a messenger RNA of Caenorhabditis remanei, 1221 nucleotides long. RefSeq lists its product as uncharacterized. The record is from RefSeq and is a predicted model, not a curated record. The transcript is spliced from 3 exons. Bases 1 to 1221 code for a protein of 406 amino acids. Lineage: Eukaryota; Metazoa; Nematoda; Chromadorea; Rhabditida; Rhabditidae.